CAUAAUUUAAGAAAAUCACAAAAAGAUAGCAAACUGCAAUGCCCGAGUUCUUUUUAUCCUCUUCAAAAUGCCUCAUUAGUCUAACCCAUCUCCCUUCACAGUCUCAAACCAGUUGGUUUCCUCCGAUAUGGCACCCUUUUUUCUGAGUCCUAUAUCUCUCUACUCCGUCUACCUCCGUUUCUGCUUCACCUCCUCUGGUCUCUCACGACAAGCCGUAGACAUUGAUGAUAACACCACUCUUCACUUUUGGGGUCCCGAUCCUGGGAAGAAAAUCACUACAAUACAUAAACCAUCUCUCAUCCUUAUCCAUGGCUUCGGUCCUAUAUCUCUCUUUCAAUGGCGUAAACAGGUUCAGUUCUUUGCUCCACACUACAAUCUCUACGUUCCAGACCUGAUCUUCUUCGGCGAAUCAACAACGAAGUCUUCAGAGAGGUCAGAGAUUUUCCAGGCAGAGUGUGUGGCUAAGUUGCUUGAAAAGUUAGGAGUGGAGAAGUAUUCUGUGAUGGGGACUAGCUAUGGCGGGGUCGUGGCGUACCACAUGGCGAGGAUGUGGCCGGAGAGGAUAGAGAAGGUGGUGAUAGCAAACUCUGGAGUUAACAUGAAGAGAAGUGACAAUGAAGAGUUGGUUAGGAAGUCUAAGUUGGGAAGUAUUGGCGACCUUAUGUUGCCAAAGGAGGUUUCCCAGUUGAGAACUCUGAUGCGCCUAGCAGUGUAUGGGCGUUCCAUCCACAUGAUUCCGGGCUUUUUCUUGAACGACUUCAUUCAUCAAUUGUACACCAAAAACAGAAGUCAGAAGUUAGAGCUUCUGAAGGGAGUAAUUUUUGGUAAAAAUGAGACAGUAAAUAUUUCUCCACUGCAACAGGAUGUCUUGUUAAUUUGGGGAGACCAUGACCAGAUCUUUCCCUUGGAUAUGGCAUAUGAACUCAAAGGGCUAAUUGGGAAGAAGGUGAAACUGGAAUCCAUAAAGGAUGCAUCUCAUGUACCCCAAAUUGAAAAGCCAAUUCAAUUCAACAACAUUGUCAACAGUUUCUUAUCUGGCUGACUUGUCUUUCUUUGUAACAGAAGUUGGCUUUUUUAUUGGAUGGAUUUUGCUUGGACACUUGUUAAUGCUUAUCUUAUUAGUAGCUAAAUUUAAUGGGUUCUGCA
Messenger RNA from Ricinus communis (castor bean), 1146 nucleotides. Its product is annotated as 2-hydroxymuconate semialdehyde hydrolase. Bases 128 to 1042 code for a protein of 304 amino acids. NCBI's taxonomy places the organism in Eukaryota, Viridiplantae, Streptophyta, Magnoliopsida, Malpighiales, Euphorbiaceae. The transcript has 5 exons. The record is from RefSeq and is a predicted model, not a curated record.